Molecule: messenger RNA, 267 nt
Organism: Solea senegalensis (Senegalese sole)
Lineage: Eukaryota; Metazoa; Chordata; Actinopteri; Pleuronectiformes; Soleidae
Product: protein PIGBOS1
Exons: 1
Coding region: 21-179 (52 amino acids)
Source: RefSeq, a predicted model, not a curated record
AUCCCCCGCUGAAAGAGAAGAUGUUUAGAAGGAGAAUACCUUUGACACAGAUGGCGUUUGCCGCGCUGCUGGGAGUCACAGGUGGUUUUUAUAUCUACAAACCUUAUUUUGAGUCUGAGACAAAGACUUCAGCUCAGCAGAACCUGAAGAGUCCAGAGAAACAGAGUGAAACAGAGUGAAACAGACUGACCGUGAUGACGAGAGAACGAUAAAGAUAUGAUUCUUUGUCUAAAUGAACAAAUAAACAUUUGAUUUUUUUAAUGAAAA